This is a messenger RNA of Guillardia theta CCMP2712, 1083 nucleotides long. RefSeq lists its product as hypothetical. The record is from RefSeq and is a predicted model, not a curated record. Bases 1 to 1083 code for a protein of 360 amino acids. Lineage: Eukaryota; Cryptophyceae; Pyrenomonadales; Geminigeraceae. The transcript has 4 exons.
AUGGGGUGUGGAGCUCUUUCAAAGGUGGCCUUUCCGGGCGACGACGACGACGAGGUGAUGCAUUAUCCGAAUAUCGGAAUACAAAAUGCUGACGACCCUCAGGCUACUACUCUUGAUGGCUCAAUUUACAACUCGUCGAGGGGGAGUAAUACCAACGAAUCCGUUGACGAGUUUGACGUCGAGCAAGUUAUUCCGAUUCACUCUCUGCAAGAGAAGCUUUGGGGUGUAAAGGAGGGAGCAAUUUCCAGUCAAAACUUGUACCAAUUCAUGGACCUGCUGAAGAUCGACAUGCUUGAAAUGCAGAAAGCACUUCAAACUUUCAGGGGAAUUGGAAGUCGACAAGAAAUCACUGCCAUGCAAAUAUCCCGUGUUUCGAGCCUUCCUGUUAUGUCUGGGAAGACAAAUCCGCUCCUUUCUCGCUUCGUCCGAGCCAUUCACACUCCGGAAGAGGGCGAUAAGGAACACCUUACUUAUCGAGAAUUUGUCUUUGGUCGAAGAUUAUUUGAGGAGCUUGCAAGUCAUGAAGAAAUACUACAAUUCUGGUUCUUGGUAAUGUUGGCCAGCGCUGGGAAAGUCGUGGAGCUGAGGCAGGAAAUAGACAAGAAGUCCCUUGUCAGCUUUCUUGUUGAUGUAAUCCUCAGCAAGACUGAAUCCUUCGAUUCCUUUCUAUCAAAAGCCCCGUCAAAGUUGAGGAAUAAGGUCCAGCUGGUGCUCAACAAAAGUAACUUGGACCGUGAUGAUUAUAACUUUCAUCACUUUCAGAGGAUAGUCGAAGUCUCCAACAAGUCCUUGUUCAUGGGUUCGAUUUUAGAGAAAGUAUAUCGGAAGCUUUCAGGCGCAUUUCAAAAGAAUGAAGCAAAUUCGAAGCAAGUCAAGCCAGAUAUGAUCAUGACAUACUUCUGGAACCUGAAACGGGAUAUCAAGAAAUCCUCCAAAGGUUUUCGUGGUUCAAAGAGGAGCGUCUGGGUGCAUCCUUUUGAAGGAGAAGAAGUAUUUGAGACUGGAGCGACAGGAAUAAGAGACAUCACGAACUUGCCACGAAGUCGGAGGGAAGAAGCUAUGCAAGUUGGGUGGAAGUUUUGA